This is a messenger RNA of Patiria miniata (bat star), 7805 nucleotides long. RefSeq names its product carbamoyl-phosphate synthase [ammonia], mitochondrial-like (gene cps1). Gene Ontology annotation, cellular component: cytoplasm. Gene Ontology annotation, molecular function: carbamoyl-phosphate synthase (glutamine-hydrolyzing) activity; metal ion binding; ATP binding. Lineage: Eukaryota; Metazoa; Echinodermata; Asteroidea; Valvatida; Asterinidae. The record is from RefSeq and is a predicted model, not a curated record. Gene Ontology annotation, biological process: L-glutamine metabolic process; 'de novo' pyrimidine nucleobase biosynthetic process.
UCAAGAUGCACACGUUGCUAGCAUGUAUGCACGUGGCAUGCAUAUGGCGCGCUAUCGUGCCAUGGUACUGCCGGUAUUGACAUCGAUUACAUGUCUAACAUGCAUGACAUGUAGUUGUCAUUACAUGUGCAUUAAAGAUCCUGUGAUCGUGCCACAUCGUUUACACAGUCCUUAGUAGGUCAGCUGUUUUGAUUUCGUGAGCUGAUUUUCUAGUCACAGUAACGUCGAAAGGGAAACAAACGUGCUUGACCGUGUUCUGCUUCUGAGUCUGACUGACUGACAAGCUGACCUUGUUUUCGUUUGGCUUCACAGUACAUUCAUCACAGUACUAACUACACUUCUAGCCUAACAAACCAGAUUUCCUUGAUUAUGGCCCUAUUCAUGCUGUCAUAGACCUGUUGCAGUUUAAUCUUCAAGAAUGGCUCAUCUGACAAGGAUCGCAUCAGCUUUCAAACAUCAUGUGAGUCCACAGCUUGGAAGCCUGAAGCUACGAUGGCUGUCCACAAGUACAUCAGCAUGGGCUAGCCUGGACAAGCCAAGGCAGGCCUAUUUGGUGCUGGAUGAUGGCAGCAGAUACCAAGGUUAUUCCUUUGGCCAUGAGACAUCCGUUGCUGGGGAGAUGGUCUUCAAUACUGGACUCGUUGGUUAUCCAGAGUCCAUGACUGACCCCAGCUACAGAGGUCAAAUUUUGACUUUGACCUACCCCCUUGUUGGCAACUAUGGCGUGCCGGACACCAACAUUGAGGAUGGGAAUGGCCUCAGGAUUCAUGCGGAGUCCGAGAAAAUACAGAUAACGGGUCUUCUCGUACAAGACUACUCUAAGAGACCAAGCCACUGGGCGUCUGUCAAGUCAUUGUCUGAUUGGUUGAAAGAGGAGGGUGUGCCAGCACUCUACGGCAUUGACACAAGGAUGUUGACCAAGAAAAUCCGAGAUACGGGAACCAUUCUUGGCAAGAUUGAAUUUAAUGAUCAGCCCAUUGACUUUGUGGAUCACAACGCAAGGAAUCUGAUGAGCGAGGUGUCAACGACGGAGACCCAAAUCUUUGGCAAGGGUAACCCCCACAAGGUCAUUGCCAUUGACUACGGAAUCAAGAACAACAUCAUUCGCAGCCUUGUGAAGAGAGGUGCAGAAGUUCACUUGGUUCCUUGGGACUAUGAUGUGAGUAAAGACACUUACGAUGGUCUCUUCUUAUCCAAUGGACCUGGUGACCCAGCCCUAGCAACAGCGGCCAUUGAAAAUCUCAGGAAGGUGAUAGAGCAAGACAAGCCCAAGCCAGUCUUUGGCAUAUGUAUGGGUAAUCAGCUGACAGCAUUAGCAGCGGGGGCCAAGUCCUACAAACUGGCCCUGGGGAACAGGGGUCACAAUCAGCCUGUCCUCAACAUGAUCAGUGGCCAAGCAUUCAUCAUCCAGAAUCAUGGCUAUGCCAUUGACGAAGCCUCUCUACCCAAAGAGUGGAAACCAAUCUUUGUCAAUGCUAAUGACCACAGUAAUGAGGGCAUUAUGCAUGACAGUAAGCCCAUCUUCACAGCCCAGUUUCAUCCAGAGCACAAGGGAGGUCCUACUGAUACUGAGUUUAUGUUUGAUACAUUCAUGGAGCUUGUGAAGAGCGGUCAGAGCGACAUCAAAGCUGCCAUUAGCCCAGUAUUCCCAACACCAGAACGACUUACAGUUUCCAAGGUUCUGGUGUUAGGAUCAGGAGGUUUGUCUAUCGGUCAAGCUGGUGAGUUUGACUAUGCUGGAUCACAAGCCAUCAAAGCUCUCAAGGAAGAGAACAUCCAGACAGUAUUAAUGAACCCCAACAUCGCCUCAGUCCAGACCAAUGAGUACGGUGAGAAACAGGCCGACAACGUCUACUUUGUUCCCAUCACUCCUGAGUAUGUCAUCGAUGUCAUCAAGCGUGAGAAGCCUGAUGGAAUACUGCUAUCUAUGGGAGGCCAGACAGCACUGAAUUGUGGAGUAGCGUUAUUCAAGCAGGGUAUAUUCAAGGAGUAUGGAGUCAAGGUCCUCGGAACUUCAAUAGAAUCCAUCAUGGCCACUGAAGACAGACAGACAUUUAAUGACAAAUUGAAAGAAAUUGGAGAGAAGAUUGCCCACAGUUUUGCUGUUGAGUCGGUUGAAGAGGCUUUGGACGCUGCUGAUAAGAUUGGCUACCCGGUCAUGGUGAGAGCUGCAUAUGCAUUGGGUGGAUUGGGGUCAGGGGUCGCCAAGGAUAAAGAAAAACUCAACGAGAUUGCUACACAGGCCUUGGCAUUGUCAACUCAGCUCCUGAUUGAGAAGUCACUGCUUGGUUGGAAGGAGGUUGAGUACGAGGUAGUGAGGGAUGCUGCCAAUAACUGCAUCACUGUCUGCAACAUGGAAAACUUUGAUCCACUUGGUGUACACACAGGUGAUUCUAUUGUCGUGGCCCCCAGCCAGACUUUAUCCAACCAGGAAUAUCACAUGUUGCGUGAGACUGCUCUGAAGGUAGUCCGUCAUCUCGGUAUCGUUGGGGAAUGUAACAUCCAGUAUGCUCUGCAUCCCUCCUCCUUGGAUUACUGCAUCAUUGAAGUCAACGCUAGGCUGUCUCGCAGCUCAGCAUUAGCAUCAAAGGCAACAGGGUAUCCGUUGGCUUUCAUUGCUGCAAAGUUAGCGUUGGGUAUCCCACUACCGCAGAUCCGCAAUGCUACCACCCAAUCCACCACAGCAUGCUUUGAGCCUAGCUUGGAUUACAUUGUGACGAAGAUACCACGCUGGGACCUGGAUCGCUUCCAUCAGACAUCCAGUGUCAUUGGUAGCGGCAUGAAGAGUGUUGGGGAGGUCAUGGCCAUAGGGCGUACCUUUGAGGAGAGUUUUCAGAAGGCGUUGCGUAUGACCCAUCCGUCCAUUGAUGGCUUCUCACCCAAGAUGCCCAUGGGAAAACCCUUCCCACCCAGUCUGGAGGAAGAGAUGAUUGUACCAUCCAGCUACAGGAUUCACAUCAUUGCAAAGGCUCUUCAUGAUGGAUACACUGUUGACCAGAUCCAUGACCUGACGGCCAUUGAUAAAUGGUUCCUACACAAACUGAAACGGGUCACCGACAUUGAUCAGACAUUACUGAAGCUUGACUCGAACUCUGUUUCCUCAGACAUGCUCUUGAAAGCCAAGAAAGCUGGUUUCUCUGAUCUGCAGAUUGGAAGUAGGCUGAAGAUUGAUGAGACAGACGUCCGUGUACUCAGGGAGAAAAAUGCAAUCAAACCUUGGGUUAAACAGAUUGACACCAUGGCUGCAGAGUACCCAGCUAAGACCAACUAUUUGUACUGCUCCUACAAUGGCAUGGAGCAUGACGUCACCUUUGAUGACCAUGGUACGAUGGUGCUAGGAUGCGGUCCCUACCACAUAGGUAGCAGCGUUGAGUUUGACUGGUGUGCAGUGUCCUGCAUCCGUUCAUUGCGUGAGAUGGGCCACAAGACGGUGGUUGUCAACCAUAACCCAGAGACUGUCAGCACAGACUUUGAUGAGUGUGAUCGACUGUACUUUGAGGAGUUAUCCAGAGAGCGAGUGCUUGAUAUAUACAGCCAUGAGAAAAGUACGGGUGUGAUCGUAUCAGUUGGGGGUCAGAUCCCCAAUAACUUGGCUCUGCCUCUGUGGAAUGAUGGCAUCAAUAUACUGGGGACAAGCCCUGUGCAAAUCAACAAAGCUGAAGAAAGGUCCUUGUUUUCAGCCAUUUUGGAUGACAUCAACGUGAGUCAGGCACCCUGGAGGGCACUCUCCUCAUUGGAUGAAGCUCUAGACUUUGCAGCCAGUGUCGGCUACCCUUGUUUACUGCGUCCUUCAUUUGUCCUGAGUGGCUCAGCAAUGAAUGUAGCCUACGGCCCUGAUGAACUGAAGAAUUUCCUCGCCGCGGCAACCAUGGUAUCCCAGCAACAUCCGGUCGUCAUCACAAAGUUUGUUGAGGGCGCUAGAGAGAUUGAGAUGGAUGCAGUUGCACAGAAUGGAACGGUUGUUGCCCAUGCCAUCACGGAGCAUGUAGAGAAUGCAGGAGUCCAUUCUGGUGACGCCACACUCAUACUGCCACCACAGACCAUCAGUGCUGAAGUCAUCAACAAGAUCAACGAAGCUACUGCUAAGAUAGCCAAGAAGUUUGAAAUCUCGGGACCGUUCAAUGCUCAAUUUCUGGCCAAAGAUAAUGACAUAAUGGUGAUUGAGUGUAAUCUGCGAGCCUCUCGAUCCUUCCCCUUCGUCUCCAAGACGAUCAACUGUGACUUCAUUGACGUCGCUACCAGGGUGAUGCUGAAGGAGCCCCUAGAUCGCAGUAUGCUGCCCUCACUGGACAAUCCGUGCAUCCCUCAGGACUAUGUGGGUAUCAAGGCCCCAAUGUUCUCCUGGCCUCGUCUGCGAGAUGCUGACCCACUGCUGAGAUGUGAGAUGGCAUCUACUGGGGAGGUUGCUUGCUUUGGGCCAAAUAUCCACGCAGCAUUCUUGAAAGCACUGCUGUCAACAGGCUUCAAGAUUCCCAAGCGCAAUAUCCUCAUCGGCAUCCAGAAAAAGUUUGAGCCGGUAUUCCUGCCAACAGCCCACAAACUUCACCAGAUGGGAUACAAGCUCUUUGCCACUGAGAAGACAGCUGAGUAUCUGAAUGAGCACAACAUUCAGGCCAAAGUGGUGGCCUGGCCACUAGCUGAUCAGCAUGAGAAGAUAGAUGCGCCAUCAGCAAUCAAAUUUAUCCAGAGCAAAGAGAUUGAUUUGGUGAUCAAUCUUCCCAAUAACAACACCCGCUAUGUGCAGGACAAUUACCUGAUCAGACGCUCAGCCAUUGAUGCUGGAGUACCUCUCAUGACAAACUUUGAGGUUGUGAAGCUUUUUGCACAAGCGCUGGACCACGUGGGUAAACUGGAUGCCACGACGCUAUUCCACUUCAAGAAGCCUUGGCACACCACGAUGAAAACACAGCAUUAAAGGCCUCCAACACCACGAUGAAAACAUAGCAUUUAAGGCCUCCAACACCACGAUGAAAACAUAGCAUUAAAGGCCUCCAACACCACGAUGAAAACAUAGCAUUAAAGGCCUCCAACACCACGAUGAAAACACAGCAUUAAAGGCCUCCAACACCACGAUGAAAACAGCAUAAAAGGCCUCCAACACCACGAUGAAAACACAGCAUAAAAGGCCUCCAACACCACGAUGAAAACACAGCAUUAAAGGCAUGCAGUUGGUCUGUAUCAAUCUUGCAGAUCGCCCAGUCUCUCUUCAUUGGACGCAAUCUCUCUUUAGUUUGACUACAAUUUGAAGUACAAGGGUUCUUUUGCAAAAAGUAAAAAAAAACACCUAUUUUAUUUUUUCAAUAGACCUUAUGCGUUGCCUCAGCAGGUGUUAUUUAAAUUUAGUCCCAAUGAAUGGACAAAAAGGUUUCAUACAUAUCCCAGCUGUACAAAACCACCUUGACGUAUAAGCUCUAUAGACCAUGUGCCCUGUGACAUCAAGCUGACAGGCAAAGACAGGCAACCCAAACGUUGAAGCAUCUUUUGCAUGUGAUUUGGCCCACAUUAAAUCAACAAUUUUAAAGCAUUCACAUUUCAAGAGAUAAAACACAUGCAGGGCAGAAGAGCACCGUUUGCUGAAAGAUAACGUCACGUGACCACAGCAUGCAAUUUUGUCACAUGGUCAAUAGAGGGAACCCUACAUAUCAGUCCAAAGAAAACAACCCUUGUAAGGCUACAUUGUGAAGAUUUCAUUUGGAUGAGUUGCUUUCAGAUUUGUCAAAAGUGGCAUUAUCACUGGAUGGAUAAAUACAAGAGUUUUACUGUAACCUGAAAUAUUUAAUACCAGUACCUAUCAGUAUUCCUGAUAUUAUUGAAAGAAUGAAGCCGGACCUUAAACUUCAUUUUCUUUUGUCAGCAGAUUUAAUUUCUUCAGUUUUAAACUGAAAUAUAACUGACAAACGUUUUAAGUGUUAACCUACAGAAUUAACAAAGACAGAAAAAAACCUGCAAGAUCAAAGAUCACCUUGCGGAAAAAAGCAGUACUGCUUUAAAGGAAAAGAACAGGGUUGAAUUUUUUUAGUAUCUUAAGUCAUGAGUUUUAUGUAUUUGUCCUUUGUGUCUUGGCUUUUAUUAUCUAGGAACGUUAGUGGAAUUAGUUGUGGAAUAAUGGAAUGGGCCUUAUUCACGAGUUGGCCAUUUUUGUCGAGUUCCCUGAACAUAUAUCAUUAAUUCUUAACUGUAGAAUGGGAUGGCGCCAGACUGUUUUGCAGGCAUAAUGCAGCCUUUUUUUACUGUCAUAUUUUAUAAAAUCUGGCUUUAAACAUUAGGGAACGUUUGAUUACAAAUUUUAAAUUAUUCAUUGAAGUAGACUGGAAUUAAGUAGAAAUUAAGUUGGUUUCAUUUCUCUACACAAGUUCCAAAAAUCAAGAUUUUACCUCACUCUCAAUCCAAUAUGGCCGACUCAUGAUUAAGGCCCAUUGAUAAGUUUGCAUUGUUUGUAUGUCCAGGCUGUGUUGUAGUAAGGGUUAAAGGUGUAUGUAGCUGCUCUUAUAGAGCUAGAAAUGGCAGCUUUAUUUUUUGUAAUAGAAUUGUAUUUUUAUUUUGUGGGAUUGUGAGGUUGUGGGCUUAACUUGCUUUUAUGAAAUAUAGUCAUCUUAAGAGAUGUAAAUGAUGUUUGUGAGGCGUUUUAGUGAAAUGAGACAGAACUGGGCACAGGCCGUAGCAGACAAAAAUGCAAACAAAUUACAUUUGAUUUUUAGAUUUCUUCAUAUUUGUAAUCGUUGAUAUAUCUACUACACGUACAAGUAUGUAUGCUAAAGAUAUAAUAUAAAAUAUGUGGAAUUAAAGUGUUUUAAGGAAAACAGUAGGCAUCUUUCGUUUUUACAAAUACAAUACUCUAAACUGCAAUGGCCUUUUUCUCAGUAUUUUACUUUUCUAACAUGUCGAUAAAUGCAAAUUUUAUACAGCCAUAACUUGUCAACAAAAUGUCAGGAUGGAAGUGCAACAAACAGUAUUGUAAGGAGAAUUGUAUUCUCUUUCCUGAUACCUGCAAACCCUCAUUUCGACCUCUGCCCAGUUCUGUGUCAUUUUGCCAGAACGCUUCACAUUUCUCAUUGCAACAUGGAAGGAAUCCUGUAUAGGGAAAUGUGUCUAAUUUGACAGUUAUGGAAAUGAAAUAGUGGACAUAUAAUUUGAGAUAUCUCUUUUGCGAUAUGAAAUAUAUUUUGGGCCCUCGAUACGUAAAUGUUUUCAACUAUAUUUGCUAGAAGUGGUGAAGUUGUAAUCUUCACCUAUUUGGAAUAAAUGUUUUGAACAUCUGAAAUACAGUUUUGAAUAACACAGGAAGCACAGAUUUAAACUAAAGGUACUGUUGAGACUUCGUAUGAAAAAUAUUCUUGAAGUACCUUUUAGGUAUUUUCUCUUUGCAGGGUAUAGGUUUUUCUGAUGUAGCUUUUUUUUGCUCUGCAUGCUAGUAUUUGUUUUUAAACUAAUGUUUUAGUUAACAAAAUUGUACAUCGCUUGUAUCUUGUACUGAACAGAUUUGAGAAGUGCAAAAUAGAAGUGUAUAUUUUUACAACCACAUAUUAAGCAAAGGUUGAAAAAAUGAUAUAUUGUGUUGCUAAUUAAGUUGGAGGCUACAAAGGUGAUUCAGCAUUAAUGUGAAUGAUAUUGGUAUCCAUAUCACAGACUAUGAAAGCAUUCAAUCUACAGAGAUAAGUAAACAAGCAGAGUGUAUUCUAGUUGUGAUAAAUUGUGUUUGUAAAGUGCUGUUGUGUUUGUGUCAGCACGUAAAACGGUGGUAUUUGUGGCAGUGCACAAAACCACAUCGAGACAUGUUCAAUUAAAACAACUUCUCAUAAGAUGGA